AUGGACGCCAACGCGGGUGAAGCCUACGUGCUUGAUAUGCUCGACCUCUCAAGCUUGGACUACUCGCUGCAGUGGUCGCCAGAGGAGGCGGACCUCCUCUCGGCCCUCGCAACGACCACAGACGACGAGCCGCCACCGACCGCCAAGGCCAAGCAAAGCGAAGCGCUUCGGCGCCACCGGCAAAAGAAGCGCGAGGAACAGGCCGAGCUCAAGCGCGCGGCGAAAGAGCUCGAAGAGAAGCUGCAUCUAUUGCAGCAGACCAAGGCGCUGCGCGACAUUCUGCAGCCGCCACCAAGUGGCAGGCGCUAG
Saprolegnia parasitica CBS 223.65 is the source of this 309-nucleotide messenger RNA. RefSeq lists its product as hypothetical. The transcript has a single exon. Lineage: Eukaryota; Oomycota; Saprolegniomycetes; Saprolegniales; Saprolegniaceae. The coding region runs from base 1 to 309 and encodes 102 amino acids. The record is from RefSeq and is a predicted model, not a curated record.